AUGCAAGGACAAGGAAUCAAAGAUCUCAUUAUCAAUUCAAUCAAAAUUGGUUAUCGUCAUUUUGAUUGUACUGCUGAUUACAAGAACAAAAAUGAAGUUGGAGAAGCGUUUAAAGAAGCUUUUGAUACUGGAUUUCAAAUUUCAAUUAAUUUCACUGCCUUGCUACAAACGAAAAGAAAUAAUAUCAGUGGCUCGAGUCUAAAAUUAAACAUUCAAUCUGCAAUAAAUGGUAGUAGUAACAAAUUAAUUAUAUUUACUUCUAUUUUUGUCAAGAGGGAAAAUCUUUUCAUUACCACCAAGUUAUGGAACUCUAAUCAUGGACAUGUUGUUGAGGCUUGUAAAGAUAGUAUUAAGAAGCUUCAGUUAGAUUAUCUUGAUUUAUAUCUUGUUCACUUUCCUGUUGCCACAAGGCAUACUGGGGUUGGUACCACUGAUAGUGCUUUGGGUGAAGAUGGUGUCCUGGAUAUAGAUACAACCAUAUCCUUGGAAACUACAUGGCAUGCGAUGGAAGGUCUUGUCUCAUCGGGCUUGGUUCGCAGCAUAGGGAUCAACAACUAUGAUGUCUUUCUGAAUAGAGAUUGCUUAGCAUACUCCAAGAUUAAGCUUGCUGUGAAUCAAAUUGAAACUCAUUCAACUGCUAAACAGAAAUCAAUAACAGUUAACAGUUAA
Molecule: messenger RNA, 669 nt
Organism: Vicia faba (fava bean)
Lineage: Eukaryota; Viridiplantae; Streptophyta; Magnoliopsida; Fabales; Fabaceae
Source: the annotation of a GenBank genome assembly